CCCCCAACUCGGAAGCUGCAGCUCCGAGCCAGUGCGCCCCGAAGCUGCUCGGCCCGCCGCCCGCCCGCUGCUUGGCUGGGGCUCGGGCCCGGGCCCCCCGCUGGGGACUCCACCAUGAGCGUCCCGGACUACAUGCAGUGCGCCGAGGACCACCAGACGCUCCUCGUGGUGGUGCAGCCCGUGGGGGUCGUCUCGGAAGAGAACUUCUUCCGGAUCUACAAGAGGGUCUGCUCCGUGAGCCAGAUCAGCGUGCGGGACUCCCAGCGCGUGCUGUACAUCCGCUACCGGCACCACUACCCGCCCGAGAACAACGAGUGGGGCGACUUCCAGACCCACCGCAAGGUCGUGGGCCUGGUCACCAUCACCGACUGCUGCUCGGCCAAGGACUGGCCGCAGACCUUCGAGAAGUUCCACGUGCAGAAGGAGAUCUACGGCUCCACCCUCUACGACUCCAGGCUCUUCGUCUUCGGGCUGCAGGGGGAGAUCACCGAGCAGCCGCGCACCGACGUGGCCUUCUACCCCAGCUACGAGGCCUGCCCGGGCGUGGAGAAGAGGAUCGAGGACUUCAUCGAGUCGCUCUUCAUUGUGCUCGAGUCCAAGCGCCUGGACAGGGCCACCGACAAGUCUGGGGACAAGGUCCCCCUGCUCUGUGUCCCGUUCGAGAAGAAGGACUUUGUCGGCCUGGACACGGACAGUAGACAUUACAAGAAGAGGUGCCAGGGGCGCAUGCGGAAGCACGUGGGGGACCUGUGCCUGCAGGCGGGCAUGCUGCAGGACUCCCUGGUGCACUACCACAUGGCCGUGGAGCUGCUCCGCGCCGUGAACGACUUCCUGUGGCUUGGCGCUGCCCUCGAAGGGCUGUGUUCGGCCUCUGUCAUCUGUCACUACCCUGGAGGCACCGGUGGCAAGAAUGGAGCUCGCAGGUGCCCGGGGGGCUCGCUUCCUGCCGAGGCAGCCAACAGACACCGGCCAGGGGCGCAGGAGGUUCUCAUUGACCCAGGUGCCCUCACCACCAACGGCAUCAACCCCGACACCAGCGCCGAGAUCGGACGCGCCAAGAACUGCCUGAGCCCCGAGGACAUCAUCGACAAGUACAAGGAGGCCAUCUCCUACUACGGCAAGUACAAGAAUGCGGGAGUGAUUGAGCUGGAAGCGUGCGUCAAAGCUGUGCGUGUCCUGGCCAUUCAGAAGCGGAGCAUGGAGGCUUCCGAGUUUCUCCAGAAUGCCGUUUACAUCAACCUCCGCCAGCUCUCCGAGGAGGAGAAAAUCCAGCGCUACAGCGUCCUCUCCGAGCUCUACGAGCUCAUCGGCUUCCGGCGCAAGUCCGCCUUCUUCAAGCGCGUGGCCGCCAUGCAGUGCGUGGCGCCCAGCAUCGCCGAGCCCGGCUGGAGGGCCUGCUACAAGCUGCUGCUGGAGACGCUGCCGGGCUACAGCCUGUCGCUGGACCCGCAGGACUUCAGCAAAGGCACGCACCGAGGCUGGGCCGCUGUGCAGAUGCGCCUGCUUCACGAGCUGGUCUACGCCUCCCGGAGGAUGGGGAACCCUGCCCUGUCCGUCAGGCACCUGUCCUUCCUGCUGCAGACCAUGCUGGACUUCCUGUCGGAUCAAGAAAAGAAAGACGUGACGCAGAGCCUGGAGAGCUACACGUCCAAGUGCCCCGGGACGAUGGAGCUCAUCACCCUCCCCGACGGCCUCAGCCUGCCGCCCGUGCCCCUCACCAAGCUGCCCAUCGUCAGGCACGUGAAGCUGCUGAACCUCCCGGCCAGCCUCCGGCCGCAGAAGAUGAAGAGCUUGCUGGGCCAGAACGUGUCCGCCAAGAGCCCCUUCAUCUACUCGCCCAUCAUCGCCCACAGCCGGGGCGAGGAGCGGAGCAGGAAGAUCGAUUUCCAGUGGGUGCAGGGAGAUGUGUGCGAAGUGCAGCUGAUGGUUUACAACCCCAUGCCCUUUGAACUCCGAGUUGAGAACAUGGGGCUCCUCACGAGUGGAGUGGAGUUCGAGUCUCUUCCUGCGGCACUUUCCCUCCCGGCCGAGUCCGGUCUUUACCCAGUGACGCUCGUCGGGGUCCCCCAGACGACGGGGACGAUUUCCGUGAAUGGUUACCACACCACCGUCUUCGGCGUCUUCAGCGACUGUUUGCUGGACAACCUCCCGGGAAUAAAGACCAACGGCUCCACAGUCGAAGUCAUUCCUGCUCUGCCCAGACUGCAGAUCAGCACGUCUCUGCCCAGGUCUGCACACUCCUUGCAACCUGCCUCUGGUGACGAGAUAUCCACGCAUGUGUCCGUCCAGCUUUACAACGGAGAGACGCAGCAGCUGGUCAUCAAGUUGGAGAACAUCGGAGUGGAGCCCUUGGAGAAGCUGGAGGUCACCUCCAGAGUCCUCGCCUCCAAAGAAAAGCUGUACGGCGACUUCCUGAGCUGGAAGCUGGAGGAAGCCCUGGCCCAGUUUCCCCUGCAGCCCGGCCAGGUGGCCACGCUCACCGUCAGCAUCCAGGUGAAGCUGGACUUCUCGUGCCAGGAGAACCUCCUCCAAGACCUCAGCGACGAUGGGAUCAGCGUGAGCGGCUUCCCCCUGAGCAGCCCCUUCCGCCAAGUCGUGAGGCCGCGCGUGGAGAGCAAGGCCGCGAACCCGCCCGAGGGCAGCAAGCCUGGGGACCCGAGCCACACGAAGGCCCUGGAAGCGAUCCUGAACUUCAAGUACUCCGGAGGCCCAGGCCACGUGGACGGCUACUACCGGGACCUGUCCCUGGGGCUGCGCGUGGAGGUGGAGCCGUCCGUGUUCUUCACGCGAGUCAGCACUCUGCCGGCCACCAGCACCCGGCAGUGCCACCUGCUCCUGGACGUCUUCAACGCCACGGAGCACGAGCUGAGCCUCAGCGCCCGCGGCAACGAGGAGCUCAUCCUGCAUGCGGGCGAGUGCCAGCGAAUGGCGAUUCAGGUGGACAAGUUCAACUUUGAGAGUUUCCCAGAGUCCCCCGGGGAGAAGGGACAGUUCGCGAGUCCACGGCAGCUGGAGGAGCAGAGGCAGGAGGCGCGCGGCCUGGAGAUCAACAGCAAGCUGGGCAUCCGGUGGCGGAUUCCCUCGCUGAAGCGCACGGGCGAGGCCAGCGUGGAGGGCGUCCUGAACCAGCUGGCCCUGGAGCACCUGCAGCUGGCCCCCCUGCAGUGGGACGUGCUGGUGGACGGACAGCCGUGUGACUGCGAGGCGGCGGCCUGCCAGGUGGGCGACCCCAUGCGCCUGGAGGUGCGGCUGACGAACCGGAGCCCACGCAGCGUGGGGCCCUUCGCCCUCACCGUGGUCCCCUUCCAGGACCUCCAGAACGGCGUGCACAACUACGACCUGCACGGCGCCGUGUCCUUCGUGGGCUCCAGCACCUUCUACCUGGAUGCGGUGCAGCCUUCGGGCCAGGCGGCCUGCCUCGGGGCGCUCCUCUUCCUCUACACGGGCGACUUCUUCCUGCGCGUCCGGGUGCACGCGGACGGCGCCAGCAAGGAGCUGCCGCCCUCCUGGUUCUGCCUGCCCAGCGUGCACGUGCGCGCCCUGGAGGGCCAGGCCUGAGCCCGGUCCCCGCCUGUGCUGUGGGGGCGCCCGGCCUGGCCCCCAGCCUUUGUUGUAGCUCCUGUCCCCUCCUCCGGCCCAGCCCAGCUCCAGCCCCAGCCCCCUCCACCCCUUUUCCUGCGGCACCUUUUUCUGGGCUGUGCCAAGUGUGCAGACAUGGCAGCCUCACGCCUCCCCGCACGGCCCACCGCGGAUCCUCUGCUGGAGCCUGGCGCUAAGGCGGAUGCUGCCCAGCCCAGCCCAGAGGGCGAUGCUCACCUCCCCAGCGGGGUCCCUGCACCUGGGGUCACAGCCCAGCCAGGGUGGGCCUGCAGAGACCCCCAGGCCUCGGAACCCCCCCAGGGCUGGCCCUUCUCCCUGAGCCCCCGAGGCAGCCCCUGGGCCAGACGCUGGGCGGUGUCUGGGCGGGGCCCCGGGACCAUGGCCUGUGUGUGUCUGUGUGUCUGUGACAAGUUCUCCAAUAAAGGGCUCCUGGCUCCCUGCUGGUC
Molecule: messenger RNA, 4046 nt
Organism: Eptesicus fuscus (big brown bat)
Lineage: Eukaryota; Metazoa; Chordata; Mammalia; Chiroptera; Vespertilionidae
Gene: TRAPPC9
Product: trafficking protein particle complex subunit 9
Exons: 23
Coding region: 115-3558 (1147 amino acids)
Cellular component (GO): trans-Golgi network
Source: RefSeq, a predicted model, not a curated record